Molecule: messenger RNA, 1205 nt
Organism: Limulus polyphemus (Atlantic horseshoe crab)
Lineage: Eukaryota; Metazoa; Arthropoda; Merostomata; Xiphosura; Limulidae
Product: Krueppel-like factor luna
Exons: 2
Biological process (GO): regulation of transcription by RNA polymerase II
Molecular function (GO): DNA-binding transcription factor activity, RNA polymerase II-specific; RNA polymerase II cis-regulatory region sequence-specific DNA binding
Source: RefSeq, a predicted model, not a curated record
GACAAGACUCGUGCUCACCACUCGUGAUAUGCGUGCAUUUUGGAUGAUUCAGUGACAGUGCAAACUGGAAAGCAGUGUAGACAGGCGAACUCUGUGCUUUCCCUCUCUCUAUAAAUAUAUCUAUGUACAUAUAAAGAUAAACAUGCAUAGCUAUAUAUGUAUGUGUGUGUAAAUGUGCAUGUAUAUAUGCACGAAUAAAUAAAUAAAUUAAUACACAAUGGUUUAUAGAAGAAAUGCUAAACAGUAGGACUUAAACCUCUCUGUGUGUGUGUUUAGUGUAUCUGGAUAAUCUUUUAACAUUUUCUAACACACUAAGCAGCAAGACUGUCAACUUUUCUACCCUCGUCUCAUGAUGGACAUUCUACCAAGUGGUAAUAUUUUCAGAGAAUUACAGGUUGUCCAUGAUACCGGUUACUUCUCUUCCCAGCUAUCCCUUGAAGACAUAUGGCAACAGACGAUUUUCGAAAUGGAACGAUACCUAAGGGACGAACCUAGAAUACGCCCAUGUAGACAGCUACCAAAGACUGUACAAGAUCCGUUAAAUUUGAUAUCAUUACGGAAUGACAGAGAGUCGUCUUCUAAAAACUUAACCUCUGACCCAGACGGACAUUUGAUUAGUUUUAAUUCAAGUACAGAAAGCAGAGACUGUAACAGUGACGGCGGAAACAGCAGUGGAGGAGAAGACAGGCUUAGUGUUUCAGAUCUGGACAUAAGCGAUCAUAAUGGCGAUAAUGUGAUGCCUAGCGCCACCAGGAGGAUAAAUAUUGAAAGUAAUAUGGUCACGUCUAGUGAUUUCAAGAAUAAGUAUCAUACGUUGAAAAAAAAGUCGCUUCUGUCAGUGCCCGGCGGAGAAGGUAUUUCUGUGAAACUUCUAACAAAGUUAGGGCAGUCUUCACUUUCACCUCCGUCCUCCCCAAAGGACGCAGUUAAGCGUCCAUUUACCCAAAGUUUAGGUGUCAGUGCUACUCUACAAGUUGCCGUGGCCUCAAAUAAUUCCAUUUUUCAAGAUCCAAUAGUGCCAACAUCAACGUUAGGACCUCGGAUGUUAGCAUCUCUAACAGCGGUUAACCCAUUGCCUGAGUCACAUUGCCGAAUUGGGUUAGUCCCAGACAACAAGAGAAGAAUUCACAAGUGCCAAUAUAGCGGGUGUAAGAAAGUGUACACUAAAUCGUCACACCUUAAAGCUCAUCAGCGUACUCACACUG